Molecule: messenger RNA, 2478 nt
Organism: Coniophora puteana RWD-64-598 SS2
Lineage: Eukaryota; Fungi; Basidiomycota; Agaricomycetes; Boletales; Coniophoraceae
Product: glycoside hydrolase family 3 protein
Exons: 13
Coding region: 1-2478 (825 amino acids)
Biological process (GO): glucan catabolic process
Molecular function (GO): beta-glucosidase activity
Source: RefSeq, a predicted model, not a curated record
AUGGGUCUCCUGGCGUUGUCGUCGCUCCUCCUGCUCUUGCCUUUCGCGGUGGGACAGACCACAACCUCCGUCUCGCUCCCCUCGGGGGUCACCGUCACAGGUGGAACGACCUUCUCCUCGCCCACGACCUACCUCGCGACAGAGACGGGCGCCUUGACAAACCCAAUCUCGUACUACUCGUUCACAGCGUUCCCUACGCCAUCCACCACGCCUGAUCCGCCAGUGUAUCCGCCAACGGACCCACUCGACCCGCCGCCCGUGAGCCAGGACCCGACGAUCGUGCCCGAUUUUGCGGCAGCAUGGGCGACGGCGCAUGCCAAGGCGCGACAGCUGCUGUCGAACUUCACGCUCCUGGACAAAGUCAAUCUCACUACGGGUAUUGCGGGCCGGUGCGUGGGCAACAUUGGCGCCGUCGGGGAUUUCCCGGGAUUGUGUCUUGAAGACUCACCCACCGGUGUGCGCUACACCGACCUCGUCACCUCGUUCCCCGCCGGCAUCACCACCGCAUCCACAUGGAACCGCGCGCUCAUGCGCACGCGCGGCCAGUACAUCGGCGAGGAGUUCAAGGGCAAGGGCGCGCACAUCGCGCUCGGCCCGAUGAUGAACAUGGGGCGCAACCCGCAGGGCGGGCGCAACUGGGAGGGCUUCGGCGCGGACCCGUUCCUUUCUGGCGAGAGCGCGUAUGAGACUGUGUUGGGGAUGCAGAGUGGGGGUGUCCAGGCGGUGGCGAAGCAUUAUGUGAACAACGAGCAAGAGUGGAAGCGGACGAUGGAGUCGUCGAACGUGGAUGAUCGGACUGAGCACGAGAUCUAUACGCACCCGUUCAUGCGCGCGGUUAUGGCUGGGGUAUCGUCUGUCAUGUGUAGCUACAACCUGAUCAACGAUACGUAUGCAUGCAACAAUAACAAAACGCUCAAUGAUAUUAUGAAGCGCGAAUUUGGUUUCCAAGGCUAUAUCCAGUCUGACUGGUGGGCUACGAUGGAUACACUCGGCAUUAUCAACGGUCUCGACAUGACCAUGCCCGGCACCGUCUCCUCCUCCGACGCCGUCCAAGGCCAAUCCUACUUCGGCGGCAACCUCACCACGUACGUCAUGAACGGCACAAUCUCACCCGAGCGCCUCGACGACAUGGCGGAGCGCAUCGUCGCGUCGUGGUACUACAUGCACCAGGACGAGGGCUACCCGCCCGUGUCGUUCGACAUGAACGACCCGUGGAACGCGACGACAAAUCUGCACGUGAACGUGCAGGCGAACCACAGCACGGUCGUGCGCACUAUCGGCGCUGCGGGGGCUGUGUUGCUGAAGAACGAGAAUAACGCGUUGCCGCUGGAUAAGCCGAGGAGCAUUGCGCUUGUGGGGAGCGACGCGGGGCCGCCGGUGAUGGGCCCGAAUCAGUAUGCGGACCAGGGUGGCGAUCCGACGGGGAUUCUGGCGAUGGGCUGGGGAUCCGGGUGGCCGUACGAAGCGAUCCAGGCGCGUGCACGCGAAGACCAAACGAGCGUCUACUGGGACUUCGAUAACUGGGACCUGUGGCAGGCUGGCAACCGCGUCACUGACCAGAGCGUCGCGAUCGUGUUCGUCAACUCCGAUUCAGGAGAAGGGUACAUUUACGUCGAUGGCAACUAUGGUGACAGGAAGAACCUGACAGCCUGGCACGGCGGCGACGAGCUCAUUCAGACUGUCGCUGCGAACAACAACAACACGAUUGUCGUCAUCAACAGUGUCGGACCGCUCAUCCUCGAGCCAUGGAUUGAGAAUCCCAACGUCACUGCUGUACUCUGGGCCAGUCUUGGAGGCAACGAAGCCGGAAACUCGAUCACGGAUGUUUUGUACGGAGACUGGAACCCGUCUGGCAAGCUGCCGUACACUAUCGCGAAGAACGUGACGGACUAUCCUGCACACGUUAUCACGGGUGGUACCGUUGAGGAUAUACUGUCGAUCAACUAUACCGAGGGUCUAUUCAUCGACUACCGGUGGUUCGACGCCCAUGACAUCAUGCCUCGCUUCGAAUUCGGCUACGGCCUCAGCUACACGACGUUCGAGUUCUCUGAUCUCACGAUCACGCCUGUGAGUCCUAUGGACACAGCCGACAUGACCCUCGUCAACAACUGGGAGAACGGCGGCGCAAGCCCCAUUGCUGAGGGAUCUUCGACUGCGCUUUGGCUACACAUGCCCGCCUACCAAGUCACAUUCAACAUCACCAACACCGGCUCCGUCUACGGCGGCGAGAUCGCGCAGCUGUACCUGCACCACCCCGCCGAGGUCGGCGAGCCGCCCUCGGUGCUCAAGGGCUUCACUGACGUGUGGGCUGCGCCCGGCGAGACCGCCACGGGAAGCAUCACGCUCUCGCGGCACGAGCUGUCGGUCUGGGACGUGGUAAGGCAGGGGUGGGCGAAGCCGGACGGGACGAUCACGUUCUCGGUUGGCGCGAGCAGCCGGGACUUUAGGCUGAACGGGACGAUUCCGGCGGCUGCGUAG